AUGUCUCUUUCAUCAGUUCCAAGUGAGAACGCUAUAGGUUUGCGAAAAAUUUCGGAUGGUGCUAGCGAAGUCAUUCGCGGUCUUGAAGCUGUUGAACAAAAUGAACGCGAUCAUUGGCUCAUACACAUUCUACUAGCAAAACUUGAUCCUGAAUCUCGGAAAAAGUGGAUAGAGAGUAGUCGAACUAGUAUCAAGCCCACAGUUCAGGAAUUCCUUGCAUUUUUGGAUUUGCGAUGUGAGGAGUUAGAGCUUUCGCAACGUAAGUCUUCAACAUCGUCAACCAAACCGUCGGCUGGAGGUAAGUUACAUGCUUCCCAGAGUUUAGUUGCUGUCAACAAUCAACAGAAGUGCCACAGUUGCAACUCAGCAGAACACACGUUAACCAAGUGCCCACAAUUUGCAUCACUCUCCAUUGUUGAAAGACGCUCAUUUGUUAAAAUCAAGUCGUUGUGUUUUAAUUGUUUAAAACGUGGCCACGAUGCGUAUAAGUGCAAAUCAUCAUUUCGUUGUAAGGUCUGUAAUCGGCGACAUCAUACGCUUGUUCAUCAGCAGUCUGCUGAAGCUACAUCGGACAAUAAGUCAGCUUCAGCACCAACCGUUCCAGGAGCGGUUUCUCUGAACUCAGUUGCUAAAACCAUGAAUCUUUCGCAUAUUGGUGGCUGUCCAAGCCAAUACAUGCAUACAUCGCUCUUGCCAACUGUGGUAGCUGAGGUUCGUAAUGCUAAAGGUAAUUUUGUCGAAUGCAGAAUAUUGAUCGACUCUGCAUCCGAACUGUCUUACGUCACUGAAAAAUUUAUUCAACACCUGGGCAUUUCCCGGACGCCAUCGCGCAUUGUAAUCUGUGGAAUAUCAUCUGUAAAGGCUGAUACUACACGCGGCUGUAGUAUGUUGUCGUUGAAGUCACAAGUCUCGCAGCAUAUCUUAACUGCGAAGGUUCAUAUUUUAAAGCAAAUCACUACACCACUGCCACGUGAUAACCUUCAAACAGUUGAUAAACGUUUUAUCAGCAAUCUCAUCUUGGCGGACCCUGCUUUUGAUCGCUCAUCUCCUAUCGACGUUUUGUUAGGAGCCGAUUAUGCAUGGGAUGCACUCACAAUGGAAAAGAUUCACGACUCACAAGGGAAGACCAUCGCAAUUUCAUCAAUAUUCGGCUGGAUUAUUACAUCCGCAGAAUCGGUCAACGAGCGUCAAUCGGUUUCAUCACUUAUUGCGGUUAUUGACAUUGACCGUUCACUUCGAAGUUUUUGGGAGAUUGAAGAAGUUUACCCUGAUGCAAAUAACGACGCUAGCUCAAUUAUCGCUGAGGAAACCUUUCGCAAAACACACAGUAGGCAUGUAGAUGGCCGGUAUGUGGUAUAUUUACCAUUCAAGGAAGCAGAAGUCCAUUUUUCGGAUACCUUUCAACGCGCUUUGGCUCGUUUCAAUGCAGUGGAGCGACGUCUUCAGAAGAAUAGUUCACUCAAGGCACAAUACAUCGAUUUUAUGAGGCAAUAUGUUGAACUUGGUCACAUGCUUACUACAAAGUUACGUGCUGUAUUCGAUGGCUCGUUUGAGGACACAAAUGGGGUCUCGUUAAAUAGCAAACUUCAUGUGGGACCUUCCAUACAGCGCAAUUUAAUUUCGGUUUGUAUGCGCUUUCGGUUCCAUCGCUUCGUUUUUUCGGCCGACGUUGUUAAAAUGUUUAGGCAAAUCUGGGUGGUAGAGCAGCAUCGCAACUUUCAGCGCAUACUUUGGAGGGAAGAUCCAAGUGACCAAUUGAAUCAUUAUCAGCUUUGUACAGUCACUUAUGGCACGUCGUCUGCUCCCUUCCUUGCGGUGCGUGUCCUUGAACAAUUGGCCGAAGACUACAAAAUGCAAUAUCUAGUCGCCGCUAAAGUGUUGCUUGAGGACUUCUAUGUGGACGACGUCCUCACAGGUGCGGAGUCUGAAGCUGAACUAACUGCCGUUCGAGAUCAACUAGUCCAGCUGCUGUCAUGUGCUGGGCUGGAAUUGCGUAAAUGGGCAUCCAAUUCUAGGGGCAUCGUUGAGGAGUGCAGCGGUGUUUGCGAUCCGAGGUUCUUGACACAAUCGGGUGAUGGAUCGACAAAGGUUUUGGGCAUAUACUGGAAUACCAACGUCGACACAAUAAGGUAUACGGUAAAUUUGAAUUCACACAUCAAUGCUACAAAACGACAUGUUCUUUCCGAUGCGGCGAAAAUAUUUGAUCCCUUGGGACUUGUAGCUCCAGUCGUUAUACAAUUCAAGAUUCUAUUUCAAGAGCUGUGGCUACACAACCUGAGAUGGGAUGACGAACUACCUAAUAAUCUUGCAGAUCUAUGGUUUAAGUACAGGCAGGAUUUGUACAAUCUUUCUAACCUAGUAAUUAAUCGGUACGUCUGCAACUCUACAAGCGUUAUUGAGUUGCAUGGGUUUUCCGAUGCGUCUACAAAGGCUUACGCAGCAGUGGUUUAUUGUCGCAGAAAAGACAAAUAUGGAAAGCUACAUACGUCAAUUAUCGCCGCGAAAACUCGGGUCUCACCAAUAAAGCAAAUUUCUUUACCGAGGUUGGAGCUAUGUGGCGCAGUGUUACUAACACGCCUGAUGAGAUCUGUGGUGGAGUCUUUCGCAGCGCUGCUGCAGCGACAAUUAAAUGCAACGCCAAGCGACACGCAACGGCAUUGCACAUCAUUGAACUCUUGCACACUCACCGCGCAUACAAUACAACAUAACGAACGCCAAAGCGUCAGCGUUAGCGCCAUUCCAGCUAAGGCAGCUAUGUAG
Molecule: messenger RNA, 2760 nt
Organism: Rhagoletis pomonella (apple maggot)
Lineage: Eukaryota; Metazoa; Arthropoda; Insecta; Diptera; Tephritidae
Exons: 3
Coding region: 1-2760 (919 amino acids)
Molecular function (GO): zinc ion binding; nucleic acid binding
Source: RefSeq, a predicted model, not a curated record